Colletotrichum chrysophilum is the source of this 1710-nucleotide messenger RNA. RefSeq lists its product as uncharacterized. The record is from RefSeq and is a predicted model, not a curated record. Lineage: Eukaryota; Fungi; Ascomycota; Sordariomycetes; Glomerellales; Glomerellaceae. Bases 1 to 1710 code for a protein of 569 amino acids. The transcript is spliced from 2 exons. Gene Ontology annotation, molecular function: protein binding.
AUGCUCGCACACACGGAGCGCACUGCCCGCAGACGGCCUCGUGGCUGCUGUCCACCUUCUUGCCGGCGCCCUCCAGACGGCCGCGAUCCGCCCCUCCCCACGAAGCCCUGCCCUGCCGCCAACGGCAAUGCCGCUGCCGCCGCUUCGGACCCCGAGUCCGAAUCGAGCACGAAGGUGGUUCUGAGCAAGACGCAACAGAGAAAACUUUUGCAUUUCGUCGGCAAUGCCGAUAUACGCAACGCGGGGACGGUGGAGGAACACCUGGAACUCGCACGGGACCCAUACUUGAACCGAUACGCCCAGCCCGAGCCCUCCAAAAUCGAAAUCAGCGACAGGGAGGCGGACAAUCGGUAUCCAUCAUUACAGCAAGCAGUCCGCGACGACAAAAGCCUAGGUGAGCUGCUGCAGAGGCUUAACGAGGCUGUGAACGUAAGGCUGUGGCAUCCUAGUAGGGUAAGCCUGGACGCCAUAUACGACUUGUACUUGACGCUGCCGGAGCCGAGGAUGAUUCAGAUGCCAGCACACUUGCGACAUCGGUUGCUCAAAGCGUUCGGCACACCAGUGAGGAGAAAUUCAAAGUCGAUGCUGCGCUACUUUUCCCUCAUCGGGGAGGUCAAGGAUAGUGGUAUCCCGUUGCGACGCAGCGAGUGGAACUUUGCUCUGUCGCUAGCAAGCCGAUAUGUCGGUCUCACGACCACAACGGAGACCGAGCAUACCCUGCAAAUAUGGAAGGAGAUGGAGAGGGAUGCCGGAGUACAAGGCAACGACGUCACAUUCAACAUUCUCUUCGACUCUGCUUCCAAGUCUGGCAAUUUUGAGCUGGCGGAGAUGAUAUACAAGGAGAUGCGGUCCCGGAAUAUCGAGUUCACCCGGUACCACCACGUCAGCUUGAUACACUUUUUCGGCCUUCAAGGGGACGGGGACGGCGUACGGGCCGCGUACAAAGAGAUGGUUGAGGACGGCGAGCUCGUGGACUCGACUGUUCUCAACUGCGUGAUAGCGAGUUUCCUGCGAUGCGGCGAGGAGGCCGCAGCCCACAGGGUCUACAAGCACAUGAAGCAGGCACACUCCAAGGCGGCCCACUUCCCCGACCGGCACUGGCACACGAAUGGCAUGAUCCUUCAGGUUCUCAAGAUGUUCACAACGAUUUCCAAGAAAGUCCCGGAGAUGCGGCCGCAGCUGCAGGAGCUCUCGGAUAUGAGGCCGGAUCUGCACACUUACAAAGUCCUCAUCAGUCACUACGGGACCAAGGGAGGCAACCUCGAGAGGAUUGCGCAGUACCUGGACGAGAUGAAGACGUACCAAAUCCCCGUACAUGGAAGCAUCUUCAUCAUGUUAUUCAAGGCGUUUGUGACUCACGGCGGUGUUUUCGAGAGCGAAUGGAGUCCGAGGCGUUUGAAUGCCGUGUUUCAAUCGCUUCUGACGGCUCUCGAUAACACACCCUGGCAGAGCCAGGCGAACGACGCACACGAGGGUAUCUAUCUCGACACAUGGCUCGUGAUCUGGGCUCUCCGCGCCUACAGAAAGUGUAACAAAAGCCACCAAGCAGUGCUGGAUGUGUACGAUCAACUGAAGUCGAGAUGGCUACUGGGUGAGGAUCAGGCCCAGUUCCUGGACUCCUACGUCAGCCUUUUGCUCGCUGGAAAGGAUCAUACAGUGUUCCCGAAAUUCGUCCCGAAGCCCAAGUCCAUUAGGCAUCGGCGCGUGUAA